GGUGGGGCGGGGCACAGGUGAAGCUAUGCUCAGCCCCCACGCCCAGCAGGGCAGAUGACUUUCUGAGCUGGGUGUUCUGUGCACUGCAGCUUUCUCCCUGCUGCUGUCCGCCGUGUUGGUGCUGGCCCUGCACCCAGCCUCCACUGCGUCAGGCCCAUGCAGCUGCUCAGGCUUCUCCGCCUCCUCUGGAUGCUCAGGGUCUCCCUGGGGGCCACAGGAACUUCUGCCAUGGCCACAUCCACUUCUAAUACGCUUUUGUGUGCUGCUCUCAGCAACUACUCACACUCCAAGGGUGCUGGAAGGUGGCCACUGAAUAUCUCCAAAAUUGUUUCUCUCACUCCUGACAGUAGGGAAAACAUACCUAUGACUAUCAUCACUUCCCCCCAUUUUAAAUCCAUUUCUGAAACAUUGCUGAACUCUCGAAUCAACCCCAACACCUCAACAAUCCCCAUGUCCAAGUUGGUCUUCAAGGUAGAAACCACACCACCUACCGUGAUUGUCUAUAUGAGCAGGACAGAGUGCACCAAUCCAACCAGCCUUUUAAUUACCACCACUUACCCGACCAUCACCUGCAUGACACAGACCCGGGUGAAAUUUACCAACUCUUACACCACCAUGCCUGAGAUAGAGAAGCCACACACAAGCAUGAUGAGUAUUUCUCCCAUAACAACUACUAGGAGAGUC
Molecule: messenger RNA, 684 nt
Organism: Vicugna pacos (alpaca)
Lineage: Eukaryota; Metazoa; Chordata; Mammalia; Artiodactyla; Camelidae
Source: RefSeq, a predicted model, not a curated record